AGGUGGCGUUUGAUCCAACUCUGGCCUCCCUGUUUGCGAGUAGUGUGCGUAUACACCAGGCCGCGAGAACUUCUACAAGGCUCAAUGUUGAGACGGGGGAACUAAGAUAAUGCACAGUUGGGCCCUGUGAAGCUCCCUCCGAAAUCGCGCUAUCAAGACGUCUUGGAAAAACCGUCUCGUGACGACUUGAGCGAUGAAUCAGAGCUGGAUUCCGUUGGCGAGGAAGGAACGAGCGAAGAUGAGCCUGAGGAUAAGGAUCAGGCAGGGGUUGAUGAAGACUCCGGUGUCUCUUCCGACGACGAAACGUCGCCUUCUAAGUUUGGAGGCGACGAUAAUGAUAUCCUAGCGAAGCUGCAGGAGUCCGUUAAGAACGGGGACCGGUCGACCAAGAAGCGGAAACGGCCCGACAAAGAUGACGAAUUGGAAGAUGCAUAUAUGCGGAAGCUGGUACGUGAAGAGGUCAAGGAGGAAGAAAAGAGGAAGAAGAAAAAGAAGCAGAGGGCAGAAAGCAGUGACGAUUUUGAAGCGGAAGUCGAUGGCGCUAAAGCCUUUGAAGAUUUAGACGAUGAACCAUACACAAUACCUAAGCACGAGACGCAGGUGGAAUCAAAAAGUACCGUCGAGGAGGAAGAGAAGGCCUCUCGAACCGUCUUUCUCGGAAACGUGUCAAGUCAGGCUAUUACCUCGAAACCAGCCCACAAGACGUUGAUGCGCCACCUGGCUUCUUUCAUCUCUGAUUUAGCAGACCAUAACCCUCCUCACAAAGUUGAAUCUCUUCGAUUUCGAUCUACCGCCUUCGCCAGUGCGUUGCCAAAGAAAGCCGCCUUCGCUAAGAAGGAGAUCAUGGACGCCACUACGAAGAGCACCAACGCAUACGCCGUGUAUUCCACCCAAAUUGCGGCAAGAGAAUCUGUAAGGCGACUCAAUGGCACCAUUGUCCUUGACCGCCAUCUCCGCGUCGACUCGAUAGCUCACCCAGCGAAACAAGACCAUCGCCGCUGCGUCUUCGUUGGGAACCUCGGCUUCGUGGAUGACGAGAGCACUCUUAACGCCAGCGAGGACGGCAAGGAGAAGAAGAACAAGCCUCCAGGAGACGUAGAAGAAGGGCUCUGGGUCCAUUUCGGCAAAGCCGGCAAAGUCGAAAGUGUUCGCGUGAUCCGCGAUUCGAAAACCAGAGUCGGCAAAGGCUUCGCAUAUGUCCAAUUCGAAGACGAGAAUGCCGUCGAAGCCGCCUUACAAUACAACGACCAGAAGUUCCCACCUCUACUCCCUCGUAAAUUGCGAGUCGUGCGAGCCAAAGGCAUGAAGCGCCGUCUCGACAAGAACCCUGCUGCGUCUCUAACAGCAAAGCCCCAACAUCCAAAGGCCAAGAGCGUAUAUAACGCUAAAGUCACUGGUGAGCAGAAAUCACGGCUUGGUCGUGCUCGCGCUAUGCUUGGAAAAGCAGGUGCAUUCAAAUCGGCCGAGUCUUUCGUAUUCGAGGGUCAUCGGGCAAGUAGCAAGCAAGGUACGAGUGGGUUGAAACUGGGUGGUAAGAAGAAGGGAGGGAAGCCCAAAACGAGAAGUAGCAAGAGAGGGGCAGCAUGGAAAGCAGCUGGUGGGAAAAAGCAAGGGAAGUAAAUGCCGCUGAU
Messenger RNA from Lindgomyces ingoldianus, 1631 nucleotides. RefSeq lists its product as uncharacterized. Gene Ontology annotation, molecular function: RNA binding. NCBI's taxonomy places the organism in Eukaryota, Fungi, Ascomycota, Dothideomycetes, Pleosporales, Lindgomycetaceae. The record is from RefSeq and is a predicted model, not a curated record. The transcript has a single exon. Bases 436 to 1620 code for a protein of 394 amino acids.